Molecule: messenger RNA, 1752 nt
Organism: Phaeoacremonium minimum UCRPA7
Lineage: Eukaryota; Fungi; Ascomycota; Sordariomycetes; Togniniales; Togniniaceae
Product: putative fungal specific transcription factor domain containing protein
Exons: 2
Coding region: 1-1752 (583 amino acids)
Biological process (GO): DNA-templated transcription
Cellular component (GO): nucleus
Molecular function (GO): DNA binding; zinc ion binding
Source: RefSeq, a predicted model, not a curated record
AUGCUCGAGUGCGAGAUGGUCGUCAACAAGACACUGCCGGCUUGUGUCGCCUUCCACAAGCCUUCAUUCUUGCAACAGCUCAAGAACACCAUGCUUGACCCGGCCAUGGUUAAUGCACUCCUCACUACUGCCGCUCGCCAUUCGCCGGUUAUGAUUCGCCGAUAUGGAGCUCAUGGGGGAGGUGCCACUGCUGCCGCAGAGCAUUUCGCGGCCAAGACUAUCGGCACGAUUAUGCAGUCUCUGGACCAUCCCAGCUUGGCUGAUAUCCAAGCCCUGUGCCUGCUCGUUAUUCAUGAGUGGGGAUCACGCAACGCUGUGCGCGCUUACAUCUAUCUUGGUCAAGCGGCACGAAUGGCUCAGAUGUACCGUGUCGUACAUACAAGCCACGGGCAAUCCGACCCCGAUCGCUUCCUCCAGGAGGAGUCUUUUCGCCGUGCUAUGUGGCUCAUCUACAUUUUGGACUGCUUCCUGACCAGCAGCCCCGGUCGGUUCCCAGCUUUGUCGGCCCGCGAUGUCAGCGAUGUUGCCUUGCCUUGUCAGGAUAUGAACUACAACUUUGGCAGCCCCGUGUUUGUCCGAACCCUGAGUGGAAUUGCCCCCUCCAAUGCUCCGGACCCGAACAGUCUUGCCGAGGUCGGCGAAUUCGGCCAUAUUGUCCUGGCUACCAAGGCUUGGCGAAAUGUUAUUGAGAUGAUGACUACAACGACCCUUGAGACUUUCUCUGAAGAGGAAUGCAUUCAGCUUGAAGAUGGGCUUGACGCUAUCCGCCAGUCCCUGCCCCAUCAUUUCGCGGACAAGCCUGGACAGAUUAAUCUGCACAUCACUAUGGGUAGCGGCUAUGUAUUUGCCAUGAUUCAUUGUCUUCUGCAUUGCGCAACCAUCUUCGUCAAUCGCCGCCGCAUUCUGCAAAUGGUCACUGCGGAGAAUUUCAGCCAGGAGGCAUGGCGCAUGGCUCCCCAUAGCCAAGCUCAGACGGUGGAUCGCAUCUUCGCCGCCUCUCAUAGCAUCAUCGCGAUGCUCGCGGCACUAGAGCAUGGUGCAGACAAGAACGCGAUUCUGUGUUUUCCAAUCUUCAUGCUUUUCUCUGCAUUCACCGCCGGUUCAACAGUGGCUUAUCUCGCCCUGAAGGGACUAUCUCCGCCCAAUGUGAAUGAGACUGCGACUCACAUAGUACGUGAUAGUCUGCGCUACAUGCACGAUGGUGCUGAGUCGUGGCCUUUGGUUAUUCCCUGGAACCGUCAUCUUAGCGUGAUGGCUAAGGUUCUGCGCGAGGUCAACAACCAGGGCGAGCGGGCUCAGUCUCGCGAAGACAGCAGGGUGCCAGUGCAAGGAUCUCCAUCGGUUAAGGACGAUAUCACAAGCCAACCUGACACGAACCCUGAUGCUAUGGAGUAUGAUCAAGCUCCUCCUCCGCCAGGUUCUCAGCAAGGCAUUCCCACACCUCAGAUGGAGGGACGCGGCAGUGAGCCUCCAAUCCCUAGGCGUCCUGGUGUCACUACAAUCAAUGGUGGCUCUGCAGGUGCAUCCACCCCCGCCGACGGCACGCCACCCCCAGCGAACAAUAACUCGGGCCCGAAGAUGGAGUCGCCAGACCCUACCUCAUCCUCGUCUGCAACUGGUGGACAGCCUCCUGUAGCGCCUCAACAAGCAGGCGGAGAGGUAGACAUGACUGCCGCCGAACUGUGCGCUGCUUUCGAGCGCCAGCUUCUAGAGCUCGAUGACCUGGCGGCUUUCAUGGGAGGUGGAGUGUGA